Messenger RNA from Drosophila obscura, 2260 nucleotides. It is a transcript of the gene tfc, whose product is annotated as C-type lectin 37Db. The record is from RefSeq and is a predicted model, not a curated record. The transcript has 5 exons. Lineage: Eukaryota; Metazoa; Arthropoda; Insecta; Diptera; Drosophilidae. Gene Ontology annotation, cellular component: external side of plasma membrane. Gene Ontology annotation, molecular function: carbohydrate binding. Bases 710 to 1954 code for a protein of 414 amino acids. Gene Ontology annotation, biological process: biological process involved in interspecies interaction between organisms.
CUUUAGUCUGUAAGUCUCGCUUCGAUCGCAAGGAAAGCUGAAAGCUGGACAGAAAGACAACCGAAGUAAAGCCGAAGUGUGUGCACGGUUCGAGGGUCCAGCAUCGAGUGCGGACCACUUUUCAGAUCGGUCAAGUCUAAGCCGAAAAAGUGAGAGUAACAAAUAACAAAAAGAGCACGAGCGGAGCGGUCGAUCGUUUGCUCUCCCGAUCAUUCAUUUUUCUCUUUCUUGAUUCGAAAAGCGGAAAGAAAGUAAAGCGAUUACUUAAUCCACGUUCCGCGUUCCAGCAUUCAACGGCCACACCAGCCAGAGGCGCCUCUACACCCGCCUCUCCCUCCCCCCGAUGACAGCUUUUGGGAGGAGAAAACAAAAGUUUUUUUUUUUGAGGGGACAAAGACAAAAAGGCCAGCGACCCAGAGAUCUAACCAGCUAUCGAUACCAUAUUAUCAUUGAUAAUUUAGAAAGCGAAGCUGCAUACCAAAUAGGCAACUAGAUCUGGACAUCCACAGCGACACUCUCCCAUUGCGGUGAUCGUGGACCCAUCCACAGUUUGCUUUCAGUUACAGUCCGGGGUCGUGGCUCUACCUUGAGGCUUUCUCCUGCAGCAACGCGUUCAAAUUGUCUGUGGAUUGUGCUUCAAAGUUAAAGUAAAGUGCACUUGCAACAUUAUACCUGGUGUCUAGACCGCAAAAAGCAAAAAGCGGUGAUAAUGAUACGCUUCACGCUCUUGAUAGUGCUCAUGCCGCUGGUCUGUGUCGAUUCCGGUAACAAAGCACCAUAUCCCGCCAUAGCAUCGGUAGCAGCCGCUUCCAUUCAUCCUCCACCCGCAACGGGCAAUGUGCCGCACAAUUUCCAUCAUCAUCAACACAGCCACAAUGGCAACAGCAACAGCAGCAGUAGAGGAAAUAUUCCAGUCAACGCCAGAAGAGAGGAGACUCCAGCCCCAGGGGCUACCCCUGAGGAGGUCGUCUCCAAUGGCCUCCGUGACAAGCGAGGCACAAAUCAGGCGGCAGCAAAUGCCAAUGCGACGCCCGGCUUCCAGUUGGAUCAAAGCGAACUCCAGCGGCAGAAUCAGAUAACCCAACAGAUAUUCGCCAACUAUUUGGAGCGGCGACUGUUUCCGAAUCGCAGUGCCAACCAAAAGAUUCCCACCAUUGCGGACAUCCUCCCGAAGCCAAAGCCAUCGGCCAGGCCUCGUCCCCGUGGCUUUGCGGCCAACGAUGGUGGUCUCAAGCGGAGCGGCGGUGGGGCACAGCGGAAUCGUCUGGCAGCAGCGGCGGCCAAGCGGCAGACAAGCAACUCCCAAAAGAAUCGAGGCUUCGAGGAGGAGCAACAGCAGGAGGAGGACCAACAGCCGCAGGCUGCCGCCAAUCAGGAGGACUUCGAUGACGAUGUCCAGGAGUCGUUGCAGAGCGUGGAAUCGGAGCAGCAUGAUCAGUACUAUGGCAACAUAUUCCAUCGGGAUCCCAGCGAGAAUGAGAUCGAUGCGGACUGCCCGAACUGCGUGGACGAGUCACAGUACACGCCGAACAAAUGGACAAUGCCGCUGCUGAAGCUCGGGGAGAAGCGCUAUUACCUGGGCAUCUUCUUCAAGGCAAACUGGUUCAAAGCCACACAAUACUGCCGCUACCAUGGCAUGCAUUUGGCGAGCAUUUCAUCACAGGAAGAGAACGAUAGACUGGAGAAGCACAUACGUGACUUUGGCCUGGGCCACGAACAUUUCUGGAUUUCCGGCACGGAUCUGGCCGACGAGGGCAACUUCUUCUGGAUGGCCACCGGUCGUCCGAUUACAUUCACUAACUGGAAUGCCGGGGAGCCGAACAAUUUCCGUUACGAGAACGGGGAGGAGGAGAACUGCCUGGAGCUGUGGAAUCGCGAUGGCAAGGGCCUCAAGUGGAACGACUCCCCCUGCAGCUUCGAGACAUAUUUCGUUUGUGAGGUGCAACCGAAUUAGGAGGCGCCACACCACACAGAGCGCGCACACACACACACACACACAUCCAUUUUAGGCAUAUAAAGAUUAGUGAUCAAAGGUUAACAUUAACAGGGGGUUAAAGUGCUUUGACCCCCAGGUUGAAGUGAAAGUUACAAGUGAAAGUGGAAGUGGAAGAAAAACAGUGAGAGAAAGUAGGGUUUUAUGUAUGUAAUCUAAGUGUAUAAAAUUCUUGUUGAUAAUUAGAUAGUAGGCGUAAUUAAAUUAUAAUUAGAAUUCUCUCCGUCUGUCUUCUCAUGUAAAUCUGAUAUACAAAAAAAAAUACAA